Messenger RNA from Pleurotus ostreatus (oyster mushroom), 705 nucleotides. RefSeq lists its product as uncharacterized. Bases 1 to 705 code for a protein of 234 amino acids. The transcript is spliced from 3 exons. NCBI's taxonomy places the organism in Eukaryota, Fungi, Basidiomycota, Agaricomycetes, Agaricales, Pleurotaceae. The record is from RefSeq and is a predicted model, not a curated record.
AUGGGUAUUUUCUACGUCUAUUUCUCUCAGGUCAGCACCGAUGUCACUUGGCGUAUUGUGGGCACCUUCAGCGACGCCGCCACCGCCGACGAAUGGUGGCGUGCCGUGUCAAGGGCCCAGUUGCCAGGAGCGAAUGCCAACCUGCUGGCCGACAUCAAGCGCAUCAACCCCCAGUUCUACAACCAUAACGCUGCGGUCUUCAACGUGCUCAAUUUCUUCAGCGACGCGCGCGUGAACACUAUUUCAGAAUCCUUCCGUGGUCGUGCGUUCCUCACGCUUCAGAACGACCGCGGCGCGAGAGGGGUGGAUAUCAUCCCUGAUCAGGGUGUCACCGACCUCAUUAGCGGAGACUGGUUCUACAUUCGUUCCAGUGUCGAUCCAACCAGUUACUGGUUCUACGACUCUGGCAGAUCUAGGGUGGUCGUAUCCACGACCAGGCGCACCAUGUUCCGUGUGGUCGCGAAGAAUGUGCCAGAUAGAACGGUCAUGAUUCGCUCCGACACAGUUGCUUUGUUUGCGUGGCCACAGAGUAGGCCGAUCUACAUUGAUUCCCAAGGAAACCUCAUUGGAGGAGGCAGUAGCGAUUGGACCUUCGACUUUGAAGACUUCGGCACCGGUCGCUUUGUCGAUUCUGACAGCGGCAUUGUGUAUGGGAACAUUGCCGACAACGCGCCGAAGAAGCCAGGAUGGGAGCUCGUGAAUUAG